Molecule: messenger RNA, 3606 nt
Organism: Thlaspi arvense
Lineage: Eukaryota; Viridiplantae; Streptophyta; Magnoliopsida; Brassicales; Brassicaceae
Source: the annotation of a GenBank genome assembly
AAUUUCUUUAGUUUCCAUAGUUAAAUGGCACAAGAAACCCUAAGGUUCUUACAUCGCCGUCGGAUAUUUCCGUCAACAACACUAUAAAACCCAUUUUCCCCAUUGAGCUCAAUUUUGCUAUCUCUUUCACCUUGUCAUUGUUAGGGUAUUUUACUUCAAACAUCAAUCAUCGAUAGAAUCUCUUGAAUGGAUUUGAGUACCGCUUAAAGUUUUGAUCUUUGGGUUAGCUCUAAUAGAGAAUUUUGCGAGAUUGUAUAUAUUGAGGUAGAAAGGUCUGAUCUUUAGGAUUCGCUAAGAGUUUAGCGUAUAACCAUAAUUGAUAUUUGGGGAUUUUCGUUUUUGCUGUUGGGUAAUUAUGAUUCCGGAACUGGGAAGAAGGCCGAUGCUUAGAGGUAACGAGGAUUCACCUUUUGGGGAUAAUUAUGAGAGAGAGCUUGGAGUAUUGCUCGGAGAACAGCACCGACGUCAAGAGGACGCUGAUGAGGUCGAAAGAGAGCUUAACUUGUACAGAAGUGGCUCUGCUCCGCCGACUGUGGACGGCUCUGGUAGUGCUGCAGGAGGGCUUUUCAGCGGCGGAGGUGGGGCCCCUUUUCUGGAGUUUGGUGGAGUGAAUAAGGGAAAUGGGUUUGGAGGUGACGAUGAGGAGUUUAGGAAAGAUCCGGAUUACUUGUCUUAUUACUAUGCUAACAUGAAGUUGAAUCCGAGGUUGCCUCCGCCUUUGAUGUCUAGGGAGGAUCUGAGGGUUGCUCAGAGGGUUAAAGGGAGUAGCACCGUGUUAGGUGGAAUUGGGGAUAGGAGAAAAGUGAAUGAUAGCAGGUCUCUGUUCUCUAUGCCGCCUGGUUUUGAUCAGAUGAAGCAGCAGCAAGAGUUUGAGGCUGAGAAAGCUAAUGCUUCCUCUUCUGAUUGGGAUGCUAAUGGAUUGAUUGGUUUGCCUGGCUUGGAUCUCGGAGGCAGGCAGAAGAGUUUUGCUGAUAUCUUUCAGGCUGACAUGGUGCAUGUGAAUCCCGUAGCGCAGCAGCCUUCACGUCCUGCAAGUCGUAAUACCUUUGAUGAAAAGGUCGAGCAGCCACCACAAUACAGCUAUGCAGCUAUUCUCGGUUCUUCAUUGUCUCGUACGGGAACUCCGGAUCCACAGGCCAUUGCUAGGGCGCCUAGUCCCUGCCUUACUCCCAUUGGGAGUGGAAGAGUGAGUUCAAAUGAUAAGAGGAACGCAAGUAACCGAAGCCCGUUCGACGAUUCUCCUGAACUCGCCGCUGCUUUAGCUAGCAUGAACCUGGUAGAUGAACGGGGUCAGGCUGAGCUGGAUGUCGAAAAUGUCAGGGACUAUAUGUUUGGACUGCAAGGUGGACAUAACGAAGUCAACCAACACGGGUUCCAAAACAAAUCUGAUCAAGCCCUUAACGCAAAUGGUUCUUGGAGAAACUCACAACUGAGAGGGUCACAAGGAUCUGCUUAUAACUGUGUAGGUGGAUUACCUGGUCCUUACCAGCAUCGUGAUAGCCAAAAAUAUGGUCCGAACAACCACGCAUUAAAUCCAGCUGUAGCUUCUAUGAUGGCUAGCCAACUUGGGACUAGUAACUUUCCUCCAAUGUAUGAAGAUGUUUCCGCUUUGGGAUAUUCUGGAAUGGACUCCAGGCUUCAUGGAAGAGGUCAAAACUUCUCUGAAUCUCGUAAUCUUGGUAGGAUCAGUAAUGGAAUAAUGGGAGGAGGUGCUGGUCUUCAGUCACAUAUUGCAGACCCAAUGUAUCAUCAGUAUGCUGAAUCGCUUGAUCUUCUUAAUGAUCCUGCAAUGGACAGGAGCUUUAUGGGUAAUUCAUACAUGAAUAUGGUUGAACUCCAGAGGGCUUAUCUCGCAGCUCAGAAAUCACAGUAUGGCGUCCCUUACAAAUCUGUUAGCCCUAACAGCCAUAGCUAUUACGGGAGUCCAACGUUUGGGUCUAACAUGUCAUAUCCUGGCAGCCCAUUGGCUCAUCAUGUUAUGCAAAACUCUCUUUUGGCACCUCUUAGCCCUAUGAGACGAGGUGGUGAAGCUAAUAUGCGAUAUCCCUCUGCAACAAGAAACUAUCCAGGAGGCGUAAUGGAUUCUUGGCCUAUGGGUCCUAGUUUGGAUGAAAGCUUUGGAUCUUCAUUGCUGGAAGAGUUCAAAAGCAACAAAACAAGAGUUUUCGAGCUUUCAGAAAUAGCUGGCCAUGUCGUAGAGUUCAGUGCGGAUCAAUAUGGGAGCCGGUUUAUUCAGCAGAAACUGGAGGCAGCAACAACUGAUGAGAAAAACAUGGUUUAUGAGGAGAUCAUGCCAGAGGCUCUUGCCCUGAUGACUGAUGUUUUUGGAAACUACGUUAUUCAAAAGUUCUUUGAGCAUGGACUCCCCUCACAGAGGAGAGAAUUGGCAGAGAAGCUCUUUAGCAACGUUUUGGCUCUUAGCUUGCAGAUGUAUGGUUGUCGUGUUAUCCAGAAGGCAAUUGAGGUGGUUGAUCUAGACCAGAAAAUCAAGAUGGUGAAAGAGCUUGAUGGUAAUGUGAUGCGAUGUGUACGCGAUCAGAAUGGGAACCACGUGGUUCAGAAGUGCAUCGAAUGUGUGCCUGAAGGAAACAUCGAAUUCAUUAUAUCGACUUUCUUUGGUCAAGUUGUGACUCUCUCCACUCACCCAUAUGGGUGUCGUGUUAUUCAGAGGGUACUGGAACACUGCCAUGAACCGGAUACACAGAGUAAAGUUAUGGAAGAAAUCUUGUCCACUGUUAGUAUGCUGGCCCAAGAUCAGUAUGGAAACUAUGUUGUUCAGCAUGUACUGGAGCACGGAAAGCCUGAUGAGCGUACUGUGAUAAUCAAAGAACUAGCGGGCAAUAUUGUUCAGAUGAGCCAGCAGAAGUUUGCUUCGAAUGUUGUUGAGAAAUGUUUAACUUUUGGAGGUCCAGAGGAAAGGGAAUUGCUGGUGAAUGAGAUGCUGGGCACAACUGAUGAAAACGAGCCUCUUCAGGCCAUGAUGAAGGAUCAGUUUGCAAACUAUGUAGUGCAAAAAGUUCUGGAGACAUGCGAUGACCAACAACGUGAGCUGAUACUUACCCGUAUCAAAGUGCAUCUUAAUGCAUUGAAGAAGUACACUUAUGGAAAGCACAUUGUUGCUCGUGUUGAGAAACUCGUUGCUGCUGGAGAGAGGAGAAGUUUGCAGUCUCUUAACCAGCCUCAGGUGGCGUAAUGUCGCAGGUGUUGUACAGCUUAACUAGGGUGGAGCGUUUUCGAGGAUUAGGUAAGAUGUAAACUUAAAAUUCUGCGGGAGAUUCUGAAAGAGAGCUUUGUUUGUUUUCUGCAAAGUCUGUACAUUUGUUUUUCUUACCGCUUUUAAUAUAUUACAUAGAACCAAAACACAUCCCCCUCUUUAGGCUGAUGAGUGAGUGGAGAGGCAGAGAAUGGUGUAAAGAAAAUGUUGAGGAUUUUUAGGAUUUCCUUCACAUGUACAAAAAGAAUGGCUCUCAUGUCAAUGUGUAUGCUUUUAGGAUAAUCCCAGUUUUAGGGUUUCAUUAUUAAAACACUUAUUUUGACAAGAAAACUAUCUUUUUGGAAUUUCUUUGUUUUUGUUGAUAUAUGUCAUGUUCCUUGUUCUGCAAGAAA